AUGGUCGAGAUCCCCGGCCCUCUCCCUGCUCGCCCUCCGACUCCUCCUAGGCCGGGCUCCCGAACCGACGACGACGAGCAGCAACCUGCAAGGCUUCUGCUAACUCCAGAAGCCUCGGCGCACACUCCCAAUACGACAAGGAUUCCUCCAUCGAGUCACGGUUCCAAAAGAGUCAACUUCUCACCAUGGCUGCACACCGUCAUCGGAUCGCCCAAGCCAAACUCGGACAGCAGACACCCGGAAAAGACGAAGUCAGGCCCAGCGCAUCCUCGGAGCAGUACGGAACUCGAAGGGAGGCCUUUCAAAUCGAUCCUCAAGGAAACAAGCUCUCCAAUACCUGCAUGGUCACCGAAUGUCAAUAAAUUCACCACCCAAUCCAUCGACAUGCUGCUGGAAUCAGUAGUCCAGCAAUUGACGGGAGAGAGUAUUUCCUCCCGCCUAGAUGCAUACAUGAACUUGUUCAAUGCUUUGCGAACAUACGACACUCUACCUGGGGGUAAAGAAAUUGGGGACAAGUUGGGCUUGAUAACGGAGUUCAUUCAGCGCGAUGUGACUCGCGAUCUCAUACACGGCACUCCGAUGGACACAACAAUCGCGAAUCAAGCCUUGAAGCUCGCGGCUGCUUUUAUAUGGCAACCGGACAUUUCUACGCAAGUAUCCGAGGACUUCAAGAUCUUCCUAGUGGAGCACGCGAUCACCUCGCUUCAGGAGAGUAAAGCUGCCAAAUCCGUCCUCACCCAUUACUUGUCCAUUCUCUCUACGCAAAACUUCAGUCCAAAAAUCAUGACGGCCUCGCGGGUGACGCGUCUUCUCACUGCGCUCAAAGAUUUAAGCAAUCACGUUUCUGGCAAAGCCAUCUCGUUCCAUCGGUUAAGCAUUUACCAACGGCUUCUCACCCAAUUUAAGUCUUUGUUCAUUCAACAUUCCGCAUUAUGGAUCGAACAUCUCGUCUCUGGCCUGCUCCAUUCAAAUAAAGACACUCGAGUCAAAGCCAUUGCGCUGGGCUUUCAAAUUUCCGCGGUUGCCGGCCCUACAACUUUGCUCUCCGACACCGUUAAGCAACUCUUCGAUCGGCCCCUGGAAGGGAAACGCAAAUUAGUGACUGAGAUCAAGGAAAGGAUGUCACGCAUGGUCGCUGCUCUCGAAACCGGCAUCCAUGUCCCGCAAAUUUGGAGUAUCAUAGUUCUGCUAUUGCGAAGUAAAAAGCGGACUCUCGAUCAGUGGGUCCAUUUCAAGGAGUGGGUUCUUGUUCUUCAAAAGUGCUUUAAUUGCAGUGAAUCAGCCAUCAAAGCUCAAGCCAUCGUGGGUUGGAACCGCUUUAUCUACGCUGUGAGUCCCAAUGAGAAUACGAGCCGUUCGUUGCUGAAGAUGUUGGGUAAGCCUGUCUUCUCGCAAUUCGAACGCAAGAAGUCCGAUAGAGCAGAGCUGUUCCCCUCUCAACUGGCGCUAAGCAGCUACUAUCAUUUGCUUUAUUAUGCUUUCCGACCCUCGCUGCCCUAUCACCAUGUCGAUGUCAUCUGGGAGGAAUACGUGGCUGCUCCAUCUGCAAACGUUCUUUGUGCCUAUCCAGCCGUAAGUGAUAUCACGGCGCUUGUUGUGGCGAACUUGCUCUGGAGCUCACAAGCAAAGGUAUGGACUGAGACUCGGAUUACCGACAAUGCAAGGAUGGGGGUGGAAGAGCUUCCGUCUCUGGAGUCUCGGUGGGUACGCGCGAGAGUAAGCCUUGUUCUUGCUGUGUUUGAGUCCCUUCUCAGGAAUUCUGCUUGGGAUCGCGAAUCAAUCGAUAAAUCGAACAUUGCCAUCGCCUGGAGAGCACUGGCAAGCGCGCUCUCGUUUGCUUCAAGCAAGGAGAUCACUCCUUCCGGCGAGUCCAUGCAGGCCGUUGCUAGUGUUCUCGGCUUGCUCCAUCGGAUUUGGGCUGCAGGACCAGGAGCACUAAACGCUGAGGGCGAAGAUGCAUGGGACGCAUUCAUGGAGAUCUUUCUUUUUUUGUCAACGACGAUGAUCUCAUCUCUGGGUGGAGUGCCUUUCACCGAGAAAGUCAUGCUACAGACCGAGGACGGCGCCUUCCAGACCUCCAGUACUCCGACGCACCGUCCAUCUUCCUUGACGAACAAUCUGAAUACUCCCAUCAUCCACUUGCUGCGCAUGAUCAGCAGUGAAUCUGCUACAGUGCCAUCGAUCCCAUCGUACGCUCGACUUGUGGGCAGAUUGAUCGAGACGUCUUGCGACGCAAGGAUCUCUCGAGGGUCACGUCUCGAGCUUCUUGGUCAAUGUGCUGAAAUGAGCGUGAAGAGCUUAGCAGCCUCGACUAGUGCGCCACAUUUAGCGGAGAAAAUCUGGUCUGGAACAGCACAAGCAGUAUCACGAGCUUUGAGAUCUCUCCCAGUCGACUCUGCGCGCGAGCGCGAUGCUGUCACAGCUCGCGACUAUGAGAUCAUACUCAACAUACUCUUGGCUGGUAUGACCUAUUUUCCAAAUUCAUGUUCCGACUGGUCAUGUCUGUUGGGAGAGCUUGUAAAUUUGGUCAAGACAGAGAAAGGCGACGGCGCUUGCGCGAAUUUGGUUGUGGAACCAAUUGCGCGCCGUUUGUCUGCACUGCCCAUUCUUGACACUUACGUGCCCAUCAGUUCUCUACUCUCGCAUUGCCUCGCCAUUCCUAUUGCUACCCCCGCUGAAGUGGGAGUCGAGAAAUCUGAUACGGAUCUAACCAAGGAAGCACGGUUUCCUCACGAUCUUCUGACGGCUAUGACGCGUAGUUUAGAUCUAGGCUACCAUAAGCUGUCCCACUCAAAAGAGCCUCACGUUGCUACCUUCAUUGAAUCUGUGGCUUCAUUCUUGGUCUCUGGGUCUCAAGCGUGUCGUAUUCAGGCGGCUAAGGUGCUCCAGUCACCACUAGCACUUUGGAUUGCAGAUGCAGAGAGCAAGCUGUUUGCUUCACGCGGGGUGAACAGUCAGCUUGUUUUGGCAUGCCACGCGCUCUCAACUUCUCUCCUCAACACCCUUCGCCCCAUGACCAUUGACGGCUACUCCUCUUUACAACACUUCGAACCCGUUAUCUGCGCCGGCUUAAAUUCUAUACAUUCCAUAAUAUCCCAGCAAUUUGUCGACUUCAUCGGUUCAGCAGAAACAAUUACAGAGUCACUCAUCGAGCAUACACCAAUGGGUCAAGCUCUGUCGGUUGCAACCGCGAGGCUGGCAAAUCGUGCCUCGUCGCCAGAUCUUGAAAGCCAGUCCUCGAACUCCGUCGUCGACUCUCAUGACCAACUUCAUGAGUCAGCGACUGAUGACUGCAGCCAGGAGAGCGUCGAACAAACCACAAACCUUGAACUUUCAUCUAACAUUGAUCUGAAUGAUCAUGUUAUGCCACCCCCCACGGAGCUGAACGAGCCUCAACUACCCGCCUAUCCUGGCUCAGAAGGAGGAGGCUCGGAGGCACCGUUGGCCACUCGAAAGAGUAGACGACAGAGUCAACGGGAAAUGUUCCGCAUGAUUGAAUCCAUUCGAUCUUCUUCGCCGGCGAAUGAUCCUGGUAAGUCAGGGUUUGAUACACCAAAGCACCUUCAUAGACUACAUCUGCGGUCUGGGGUUCCAUUAACUCCAACCUUGGCUCCAGCGGAGAACGAGGAAGGUUUCAUCGGAUCAUCCCCCACACCAGCCACGCGUGAUCAGACACCGACAGCGAGACCAGAGCUAUUGGGAAGAAAGCGUCUUGCCAGCAUGAACAACAACGCGUCAGAUGUGCCAUCCUCCCCACCCGAGGUCAGAUCCAAGAGUCCGAGCCCCAAAAAGCCUUCCAGCUCAUCUCGGCGAGCGAAGCGGAGAAAGCUCCUGCAUUCGAGUCUUGCUGCAAACGCCAAGAGCAAAGAGCCCGCAAACUCGAUUGAUGCUAGACCCCCUAGCCGUCGUACUCGGUCAUCGCAAGCUUCAAUUACUGCUGCUGUCGAUCAGUCGGAAGCUGUUUUGGCUCCAAGUGCGACGUCCGCCAGCCCGGCUGGAUUGGAGGACCAAGGCGGAGCUCCAAAAAGCGAGCAGUCCAAGUCCUCAUCCAACAAGCGAAAGAGAAACGGGAGUAUGAAGUCAGCUGAGCAAGAGCAGGUGCAGCCUGUGCAAGUGGCCUCGACACCAGUGGUGCCAGACGAGCAUGCCGACUCUUCUAGCGAGGACUUGGAAUCCCAGGUCGCUUCCCAGAUCGAGCAAGAUAUGGAGCUUGUCGUUGACAUGCUCAUGAGCGUCUCUCCUUCUGAAUCUGAGGUUGGGAAGUCUGCAACAAAGAAGAGAAAGCGUGAAGACGAACAUGCCAAGGCCACUGUUCCCGACAGGCGACGCUCAACCCGUCUAUCGACCGCGAACGAGGCCACAGGUAUGGAAACCGAGGAGGCUGGGCCUAGCCGUUUGCCUACGGCGACAAGCUCCCAGCCUUCGGACAAUCGGUCUGCAUCAAGUCUGUCGCCGACCAUGACGCGUCGCGUGACCCGCAGCUCCCAAAAGCGGGAGAAUGAACUCCUCGCCAUUGACUCGAAGCUGGAGACUGAAGAUUUGGGCACUAAGCAGGAGCUGACUGAAGACAGCAUUUCUUCACAGCCGAUUGCAAAGGAGUCUCGCAGAUCAGUCCACUUCAAAGAUGAGGCUGCACGUCCUGUGAGGGCAGUGGACGCUCCGCGGAGCAAAGCGUCACGCAGCUCCCGUUCUCACAAAUCGCGUUCUUCCCACACUGAGCUGAGAUCCCCUCCCGUCUCAUCUCAUAGUGAGCGUGGUUUCUCUCAAAAUCAACUCGACGAUGAACCAGCGUCAGUUGCAGCUGCGUCAAUGGACGCUUUAGCCAGUGGGGGCACUGAUGCCUCGGUGAACAGUUCUCUUCAAAAGUCUGAGCAAGGGGCACUGUCGCCUGUCUUCAUGUCCACCGAGGAGGCAUCAAAGGUGCCAGCCACUGGACUGGACUCUGUCCACUCAGCGAGGUCUCAGGGCAUUGACUUCCGAGGAUCAAUGGAAGUCAACACAAUGCCUGAGUCCAUUACAGCGGAGGAAGUUAGUCUAACUCUCGACUUUGCCACCGUUGCGGUUCAAACAGAACCAGUGCUCCCUACCCGUCACUCAGACAAUAGUGAGGCGGGUAUUACCCAAUCUCUGAGAGAUCUCCUCUCCGAAAUCAAGACCGCAAGCUUGGGACCCAAUGCUUUGCGUGAGAUUGACGAUCUUCUCUUUCACAUCCGCGUCGAAGCUCACGAAGCCUCUCGGCGCCACAAUUCUUCUGCAUAG
This is a messenger RNA of Penicillium diatomitis, 5259 nucleotides long. RefSeq lists its product as uncharacterized. Lineage: Eukaryota; Fungi; Ascomycota; Eurotiomycetes; Eurotiales; Aspergillaceae. Gene Ontology annotation, biological process: telomere maintenance. The transcript has 3 exons. Bases 1 to 5259 code for a protein of 1752 amino acids. Gene Ontology annotation, cellular component: nucleus. The record is from RefSeq and is a predicted model, not a curated record.